AUGCGUACACAUACACCACGCGCGCGCGUGCACCUGCGCGUGUGUGACUAUCUGCAAAACAGCUCGUAUGAUUUCGAGUACACCGUUAAAUGAAAAGUUCGAUACACACGUUCGCCAUUUCGGAGUUCGCGUCGCAGUUCGCCGUUCGAUAUCGGCGCGGCGUUCUGGUCUCUUUACGAAGUUCGCAGACUGCAAGUCGCGGGUCGUUACCGAAAAGAAUUACACACAUCCGCGCUCACAGCACAGUGAAUUUGUACGUAUUCGCGAGAAUCGCGAAUUGUCGGUUGGUUUAUUCGAUGCGGUUAACGUCAUCGUGUUGCUGCGCGAUCGCCACGAUUUCACGUUCGCCACAUUAGUGAAUCAGGUAGAUAAAUCAAGUAUUUAUCAACAAACGCCAGGCGCAACGAUGCGUAUGCAAUUCGCACGAAUAUCUCCCUUUCGGAAGCUGUGAGUGAAAUAACUGCGCGUUUAUGAGUAAGCAAUUAUUUACAACGUUCGUCGUUACGUUUGAAUACCUGUUUUUUCACCGCCACAUACAUACGUCCUGCCAUUUUACUGAGGGCAGAUCUAUCGUCAAGACGGAAGGGCGAAGCAGAUUGGCGAAUUAAUUAUUAUUGUUCGCAGACACGUCGACAUUAUGAACGGUAUCGGCGAGACCGCAGGAAGAAAAAAAGAAGAGCUGCGAAAAGUAGAAGAUGAAUUCGAGGAAAAGGAGCUAGACGAUGUCGAGGAGAGAGAAAAAAAGAAAGAGCCGCCGAGGAAAGAUUUCAGAUACUACUUCAAUCGAUUCCGAUACUACCAUUAUUGCAUCGCUGACAAAGUUGACAAGUUCAUCAUGGUCGUAAGCAUGUGGAUAUUAAAAAUUAUGUUUUAUCUAAUGGGUUAUAAGAUUGAUGGGUUUCCCCCGACUGACGAAAUUGAGGAGUAGCUUUAAUUUCGACGAUAAUGCAAAUGAGUAACAACUGUGUUAUUACUUCAACUAGCAUAUGCGUAUCCUGCGAACGGAGAAUGAUGAUGAAAGAUGAUAUAAUUUUGUUGAACGAAAUAACUGUCGCGUUAUCCUGACCGGGGAAUAAAACGCGUGAAUAAAGUUGUACUGAUAAGCUCAA
This is a messenger RNA of Odontomachus brunneus, 1109 nucleotides long. RefSeq lists its product as uncharacterized. The transcript has 2 exons. The record is from RefSeq and is a predicted model, not a curated record. NCBI's taxonomy places the organism in Eukaryota, Metazoa, Arthropoda, Insecta, Hymenoptera, Formicidae. Bases 638 to 928 code for a protein of 96 amino acids.